UAAGAAAAUCCAACGGACACAGGCACACAACAUCUACAAUAGUCUUGAUCAAUCUUUCUUUCACCUUUCAAUUCAAGAACUUCCGGUCUCGCACUAGAAAUUCGUGUUUUAGUUUCUCUCUGGUUUCUUCGAAAAUCGAACUCCAUCACUUCUAGUAUUAACCGGGACAAAUUAAGCUUUGUUAAUUUUGUACACUUUAGUUUGAUCCUCGGCUGUAACUUCAGAAGGAUACAUAAAAUCAUGGAGAACAUCAAGGAAGCACAAGCAAGUGAGAACACCGACAACAAGAAAAGUUCAACACGCCUCUCAGAUAAUAUAAUGCCUCAUAUUCUCAACUUAUAUUCAUCCCCCAAACCUCAAGAUUUUGAGAUAUAUACUCCAGAUGCAACGUUUGAGGAUCCACUAAUGUGCGCUCAAGGAGUGAAGGAGAUCAAGUCAGCAUUUUAUUCAAUUCCAAAGAUUUUUAGCGAGUCCAGAAUUGUUGAGUACAACAUACAAGAAGAUGAAAUUUCACCUGGUUCAGGACAGAUACUAGUUGACAACAAGCAACACUACAAGUUCUUGGGGAAAGAUGUGACGAUGAUAUCACUUAUUACGCUACAGGUUAAAGAAGGGAAGGUUGUUCGACAUGAAGAUUGGUGGGAUAAGAAGCCUCUUUGGAAUAAGGACACUGUGAAGGUACCAGUAUUGGGACGACUCAUUGAGAUGAGCCGCAGGGGAUCUAUGUUCGCAACUCAUCUUAUGAUGGGGUUCGGUAAGGAUCCAAGUCCAUAAGUAUAUACUAGUAUUUCGUAAAUUUGAACACCAGAUUCUGAUAUCUGUCGCUAGUGAGAUCCUCCUUUUGAAGCAUCAUAUGUACUAAUUAACUGAAUCCCCAUCUAAUAGGCAGUAGAUAGAUAUGCAUGUAUAACUUGUGUAACAACCACUUGUGUACGAUUUGAAGAUGUAAUAAAGAUUGUCAUAAUAUGAUGUAAUAAAGAUUGUCUUAGGUGCAUAAGGAUGGAGUACAUGCGGUGUUAAGCUUUUUCGAUGUCGGCACUUUUAUGAUGCA
Molecule: messenger RNA, 1051 nt
Organism: Papaver somniferum (opium poppy)
Lineage: Eukaryota; Viridiplantae; Streptophyta; Magnoliopsida; Ranunculales; Papaveraceae
Exons: 6
Coding region: 241-774 (177 amino acids)
Source: RefSeq, a predicted model, not a curated record